CGGUUCCUCUUUCCCCUCAGGCAUCAACUCCCGCUAACAAACUUGGGUUCCUCUACCAACCUCUCACCACAUCGCACUACGUUGAUUAUGCGCUUUUAUCUCCUUCUUAGGAAACAAUAUGGCUACUCCACCCGCUUCCGAUCUCAGCGACUUGCAGACGAGGGCGUAUGAUGCUCUGAACAAUUACUUCAAAGAGCGUGAGGACGAAGUUCUAGAGAUUGAGGUUCUUCCACCCGCCAUCCAGCCCCCCGAUGGCAUCUUGAUGCAGGACGGGCUAAACCUCGGAGUUCCGAAGAAGAUUCUCGCUUUAGCCUUUGUCGAGGCUCGCCAGCGGUUCUUUGCCAACAUCAAAAUUGACGGCCCAUCAUCAAUGACAUGCCACGAGGCCUCGAGGAUCAUACUUCUUUUCGACCCGGAGCAUCUCACAGCCGCGAACUUUCGGAAACCGCGAGAGAGCGUCUUCCUGAACUCUAUUCUUACUUCUCCACUCCACCGUCAAUCAAAGUCACCCACGCUUUGGAGUCACCGAGCUUGGCUGCUCAACCGUCGUCUGACUAUCAGGUCGGAGGAUCACGCUGAACUCUCCACUUUUCUGAAAGAUGAGUUUGAUGCGGUCUCCAAAGCCGGAGAGCGACAUCCCAAGAACUACUAUGCUUGGCAAUAUGCUCGAAAAUUGAUCGCAAAGCUCGAGGGCCUCCCAGUGGACGACAUACAAAAGCAUAUGAACACUUCGUGGUCAGAUUUUCUUCGUACGCGCACUAUGCUCCAGAGAGAUUGGUGUUACAGGCAUCCGAGCGACAUUUCCGGAUGGUCGUUUCUCUCGUUCCUCCUUCCUCGCGUCGAUGCUGUCGCCGACCGGGCGCUUGUGGUUCAAGGGGUUGUAGAAUUCGCAGGGAAAUUUCGCCUACAUAACGAGUCGCUCUGGGUCUUCCUUCGGACGGUGCUUUCGGAUGGCACGUUGCAUGACCAACGCAACGCCAGCCUUCAGAUUUUAUACCAGCUUGCGAAAGAGAUUCGGAGUAGUAAGGAGAGAUCUGCGUUCAGUGAUCGGGUCUUGAACACUAUAGAGUGGAUUGAUACGCGUGGAGUUCCCGAUCUCUGUGCGAGACCUGCUGGGAUACCCCCGGGGACCUAAUCCAUUAUCAAACUGAAUCAUGAACUGCUCAACCCGCCGUCACCGCCUUCCUGGAUUCCGACACCAACCUAACCAGUACCAAACCCGUUUUACCACUAAUAGCGGCACCCAUAAGACGCAAUGCAAGAUGUACCGAAUGACGCUUCGCCUACCCGCCUCUUUCUUGUCCGGUGGAGCUUUAGGCGGUGGCUCAAUGUCUCGCGUGCCGUCAUCCUUGGAUACGCCAAAAUCCGAC
This is a messenger RNA of Trematosphaeria pertusa, 1370 nucleotides long. RefSeq lists its product as uncharacterized. Gene Ontology annotation, biological process: protein prenylation. The transcript is spliced from 3 exons. Gene Ontology annotation, molecular function: protein prenyltransferase activity. Gene Ontology annotation, cellular component: cytoplasm. NCBI's taxonomy places the organism in Eukaryota, Fungi, Ascomycota, Dothideomycetes, Pleosporales, Trematosphaeriaceae. Bases 119 to 1135 code for a protein of 338 amino acids. The record is from RefSeq and is a predicted model, not a curated record.